GGCACAUCAGUCGAUAUGGGACCGAGAGAGUGGUGGGUGCUUGCGCUCUUGUGCUCCAGUUUCCUCGCCCAGGCCGCCCAGGCCGACCAGGCCGCCCAGGCCGACCAGGUAGACCCGGGUCCAGCGAGGGAGGCGUGUGUGGUACUGCAGGAUGACCUCCAGGACUCUCGCCCCGUCAAGCUCCCCUCCAACAUCACCGUCAGGCCACUCAACACAGACUGGCAGCUGGAUUUUACCAUCCUUGAUACAAGUGGGAAUCCUCUCGUCUGCGUUAGUUUCGAAAUUAAGGGACAGAAGAUUCAACUAGAGCUCUACGAUGGAGAAUGUGUGGACGAGAAUAUCAUAGAUUUUGAACGGUGGAGCCCGGAGCAUGUGAAGCUCGGAGACUGGACGAUGAUACACGUGGCUGUGGAUGGGAACAUCGCCGUGGAAGCAGACAAGAACGGUCCUACCGUCCUCUCAGCGACCUCGAGUCUACCUAAACACUCACUCCUUCAGGUAACACACACACGCUCAGUGAAGGUUGCUCUGGAGUGCCGCGUCAACUGUCCGGCCGACCGUGUCUCUGAGGCCUCGGGUAACAAGCUCAACACUGUGAAAGAAUUAUCAAAUCCCAAUGCGAGAUUUUUCUUCAAACCUAGAAAAGAUUUUAGUAGAUUAAACCUGGAGAUAAAGUGUGAAACACCAUUGGGCCAAGAGGUGCAUGUUGGUUCAACGGACAUAACACGGGACGAUGUGCAGAAACUCUCUCCCCUCAACCAGUGGCACAAGAUAUUCCUCGAGUACGACUACGACAAUAAGGUUUACGCCAUCAUCAUUGACUACAUAACGAUCCGGAAAGUAGAUAAGGGGAUCAGUGGCUGUAGUACCUUGAAGAACUACUUCGUGAGGGCCGAAGGAGAGGCAUUCUUCAACUUCGUCUGCGACCCCAGCAGCGGGGAGGUAGCCCACACUGCUCCGGAUGAGUUUCUACCUACCAACACAACCAGUUCUGUCGUGUUAACUCUUGUGCUGACUUUACUUGGCAUCUUCUUAGACUAGUGUUCCCGGCCCGGCUGUGAAGUUGUCUGUUCCACACCUGCUAAGCUGAAUUGCCCAUGCCCGGUUGUAUGAUCCACACCUGUCACGCUGGCUCACUCAAGUUCGGUUGUAUGAUCCACACCUGCCACGCUGACUCACCCAAGUCCGGUCGUAUGAUCCACACCUGCCACGCUGACUUACCCAAGUCCAGUUGUAUAAUCCACACGUGCCACGCUGACUCACCCAAGUCCGGUCGUAUGAUCCACACCUACCACGCUGGCUCAUCCAAGUCCAGUUGUAUGAUCCACACCUGCCACGCUGACUCAUCCAAGUCCAGUUGUAUAAUCAACACCUGCCACGCUGACUCAUCUAAGUCCGGUUGUAUAAUUCACACCUGCAACGCUGACUCACCCAAAUCCGAUUGUAUGAUCCACACCUGCCACGCUGACUCACCCAAGUCCGGUUGUAUGAUCCACACCUGCCACGCUGACUCACCCAAGUCGGGUUGUGUGAUCCACACCUGCCACGCUGACUCACCCAAGUCCAGUCGUAUGAUCCACACCUGCCACGCUGACUCACCCAAGUCCGGUCGUAUGAUCCACACCUGCCACGCUGACUCACCCAAGUCCAGCUGUAUAAUCCACACCUGCCACGCUGACUCACCCAAGUCCGGUCGUAUGAUCCACACCUGGUCGACUAACCAAACCUCCUGGCGACUGAGAGACUGCGUAGUGUGCGAUGCUGCUGCCCUCCGCUGCACAGUAUGAACCCCAAGUCCAAAGACCACCGGAACUCCGUGUUACAAGUCAGUUGGUCCAAAACCACACUGCCAUGUUGGGCAGUGGUUCAAAUGUGUGUUAUAGCACGAUGUUAUCAUUGUUACAAGUGCCUCAAGUCUGUGCUCCGGGACAGUGAUACCACACCGACCUGAGCCUCAAGUGUUCACACUCAAGUCCUCCACGUGACUGAGCAGACAAUCCUAUCGGUCUACCAAUCCAUAAAAAAAUUUAACUGUUUUCCCUUAGGAUAAACGUGCUCACCCCAGGCAGCCCACUUAUUACCCUAUUAGAGGCCCAUGUACACAAGAGGUCAAUAAUCUAAUAUCUAUAUCAUAUAAUAAUAUAUUAGCAUAUUAUAUUAUAGUAUUAUAGUAUCAAUUUGUGUAUCUUUUUACGUCGUAUUUUUAACGGAUUGGUCGACGCCGUAAAAAAAAAUAGUUUAGCAAUAAAAAAAAAGAGUUUAAAGAGACGACGUGUUGUGCAAACUCUCGUGGAUCACCUAGACUGUUGUUCUACUUAUAUUCGAGUUUGCCAGUGAUUGCAACUUCGUUUUUUGUUGACAUUGUUAAUGAUAUUGUGGAGGUGUGUGUAUGUGAUUUCCUGCAUAAUCCCUACGGCAGAGGUGCUGGCACUGCUCGCCUGCCCGAGGUGGUUAUGGCACCCGUGUUGUAUGAGUGAGCCACCGAGGUGGAUAUGGCAACUGUGUUGUAUGAGUGAGCCACCGAGGUGGGUAUGGCAACCGUGUUGCAUGAGUGAGCCACCGAGGUGGGUAUGGCAACCGUGUUGUAUGACUCAGAUUCAUUACAUGUACAGUGCAUACUGAUUAUAUGCAAUUACUUAUAUUUGUAAUAAAAUGCAAAAUAUAGUUCUUCAACUUAUAAA
Molecule: messenger RNA, 2681 nt
Organism: Procambarus clarkii (red swamp crayfish)
Lineage: Eukaryota; Metazoa; Arthropoda; Malacostraca; Decapoda; Cambaridae
Source: RefSeq, a predicted model, not a curated record